Juglans regia (Persian walnut) is the source of this 1223-nucleotide messenger RNA. RefSeq names its product zinc finger CCCH domain-containing protein 14-like. Gene Ontology annotation, molecular function: mRNA binding; metal ion binding. The coding region runs from base 189 to 1088 and encodes 299 amino acids. NCBI's taxonomy places the organism in Eukaryota, Viridiplantae, Streptophyta, Magnoliopsida, Fagales, Juglandaceae. The record is from RefSeq and is a predicted model, not a curated record. The transcript has 3 exons.
CUCUAUCCCAUCCUGACGCAACCGCCCUUUCCUUUUCCGCUCGUACGAUCCCUAGGGUUCCCUCUGUCUCUGGAUUUUCCCCUUCUCUGAGCGUUCUCUCUAUUAUCUUCUCGCACUUUCUCGCGGAUUCUUUCUAUCUUCCGUGCUCGUCCCCUUCGUGCGUGGUUCUACGGGAUCCUUGUACUAAAAUGGAGUUUGGCGCUAUCCGCAAAAGAGGGAGGCCCGAACAUGCUUUGAAUGGCAAUGGCGGUUUCAAAAAAUCUAAGCCAGAAGUGGAGUCCUUUACAACUGGUAUAGGAAGCAAAUCGAAGCCAUGCACAAAGUUUUUCAGUACUUCUGGGUGCCCAUUUGGUGAGGGAUGUCACUUCUUGCAUUAUGUUCCUGGUGGCAUCAAAGUUGCAUCUCAGAUGAUGAAUCUGGGUGGCAACCCAGCUCAUCCACCAGCUGCUAGAAGUUCGGCUCUACCACCAUUGUUUCCAGACAGUUCAUCUCCUACAACUGUCAAAACCCGUUUAUGCAACAAGUAUAAGACAGCGGAAGGUUGCAAGUUUGGUGAUAAAUGCCAUUUUGCCCAUGGUGAGUGGGAGCUUGGCAAGCCAACUGCUACAUCCUAUGAAGAUCCUCGUGCAAUGGGACCGAUUUCAGGUAGGAUGGGUGGGCGGGUAGAACCUCCCCCACAAAGUCAUCCGGCUGCGGCUAGUUUUGGAGCCUUUGCCACUACUAAGCUGAGUGUUGAUGCUUCGCUUAGUGGAGCCAUCAUUGGGAAGAAUGGUGUGAACUCAAAGCAUAUCUGUCGCGUAACAGGAGCCAAGCUUUCGAUCAGAGAGCAUGAGUCAGAUCCCACCAAAAGGAACAUUGAGCUUGAGGGUACUUUUGAUCAGAUCAAUCAAGCCACCACCAUGGUUCAAGAGCUUAUAUCAAAUGUUCGAUCAACAUCUGGACCUCCCGGGAGGAACCCUGCAGGGACAACUCCGUCAGGCAACUUGAAGACAAAGCUUUGUGACAACUUUACCAAAGGUACCUGCACCUUUGGGGAAAGAUGCCACUUUGCUCAUGGAGCUGAGGAAUUGCGCAGGCCAGGGAUGUGACCGCCUUCACAACUUGUUUUGUUUUAAGAUUGUCAUUUUAGAUUUUCUAGUUUAUGAUGCCUUUGGUGGGAUUUUAUCAUAUUUACUCAUUUGCUCCUCACUUCGUCAGCCUGGAUAGAAUCAUUAUUUCUGUUA